AUGCGGCCCGCGGGCCUCGAGAGUCUCCACCGGCUAGACCGGCUGCGUCUGCUGUACCUACUGCUCCUGCUACUGCUGCCGCCGCCUCCCACACGCGUAACCUGCGCCCUGACUCCGCCUGGUGCCUCCAGCGCCUCCGCCACGCCAGGCCUCCCCAGCGCCCCCAGCCUUAGAGAGCGUGCGAGGGUCCUGAUGCGAGCCUUUCCGCUAGUGGACGGUCACAACGACCUGCCUCUGCUUUUGGCACAGCUUUUCCAGAACAAGCUACAGGAUGUUAAUCUGCGCAAUUUCAGCCGUGGCCAGACCAGCUUGGACAGGCUUAGGGACGGCCUCGUGGGUGCCCAGUUCUGGACAGCCUACGUCCCAUGCGAGACUCAGGACCAGGAUGCUGUGCGCUUCGCACUGGAGCAAAUUGACCUCAUUCACCGCAUGUGUGCCUCCUACUCUGAACUGGAGCUUGUGACCUCAGCUGAAGGUCUGAACAGCACUAAAAAGCUGGCCUGCCUCAUUGGCGUAGAGGGUGGUCACUCCCUGGACAGCAGCCUCUCUGUGCUGCGUAGUUUCUAUCUGCUUGGAGUGCGCUACCUGACACUCACCUUCACCUGCAGCACACCGUGGGCAGAGAGUUCUACCAAGUUUAAACACCGCUUCUACAACAACGUCAGAGGGUUGACCGGCUUUGGUGAGAAGGUGGUGAGGGAAAUGAACCGCCUAGGCAUGAUGGUGGACUUGUCCUAUGGAUCAGAUGCCUUGGUGCGGCAGGUUCUGGAGGUGUCACAGGCUCCUGUAAUCUUCUCCCACUCAGCCGCCAGAGCUGUGUGCAACCAUUUGCUGAAUGUUCCCGAUGACAUUCUACAGCUUUUGAAGAAGAACGGUGGCAUCGUGAUGGUAACGCUGUCCAUGGGGGUACUGCAGUGCAACCUGUUAGCCAACGUGUCUACUGUGGCAGAUCACUUCGACCACAUCAGGGCAGUCAUUGGAUCUGAGUUCAUUGGGAUUAGUGGAAAUUACGAUGGGUCUGGACGAUUCCCUCAAGGGCUGGAGGACGUAUCCACAUACCCAGUGCUGAUAGAGGAAUUGCUGAGACGUGGCUGGAGUGAGGAAGAACUUUGGGGCGUCCUUCGCAGAAACCUGCUAAGGGUCUUCAGACAAGUGGAACAGGUGAGAGAGGAAAACAGUGGGCAGAGCCCUGUGGAGGACGAGUUUCCAGACAGGCCGCUGGGCAUGUCCUGUCACUCCCAUCUCCUACCUCAGCCUCACAGUGAGCAUCAUCUGGAACCAAACAAGUGGACAACCAGUCAUGUCCUCCAGAGGCCCUCAAAAACCUCCCCACUUGCCCUAGUGACUGCCACCACCUUCUCAAUCCUCAUCCUGUGGCUCUGGUGACCUGGCCACUCCCGCAGAUGUCACUGUGGCAGUCAUGCACUCCCUCCUAGUCAUUCAGGCACAAGCAUAUGCUGAAAAUAAACAUUUUGGCACAGAGCCAGGUACAAGUGUCCUUCCUUCUUCACGGUGAGCACAAGCUCCCAGUGCUCUUGGGUAGCGAAGGGUCUUGUGGUCUAGCCCCAGCUACUCAAGGUCGGUAGCUCCAUCUGCCUCCAGCUUGGGCUGUCUCAAGAAGGGCAGAGGCAUCUUACAAAAUGCUUAUGCUGAAAGAGGCACAGCCUCUGCAAAGCCUCUAGCCCACAGAAGAACACAAAGGAACUGAGUUCAAUGUCAAUUCCAUCAAUGGAGCAUGACAGUGGGUGGGCUCCCAGUCUUCUUCUAAAAGGUUUAAAUUUGGUUUUUUCAAGAAGCUGAUACUGUUUAUAGAAUAAACGUAACAUGUUUGCAAUUGGCAGGAGAGAAAAUUUGUGAGUGUUUUAAAAUUUUCAGAUGAUGUCCUCUGAUUUUUUUUAGCUGAUUUUUAAGUGGAGGGGAAAAAAUCACCAAAUCAUUAAACUUUAAAAAAAAGAGAGAAAGAAAAACUAAUGCCAUACUUGGCUUACUACAGACCCUCCUUCUUUGGCCACUUUCCUCUCCCAAUCCACAGAGGUGAGCCAGAGCUAGAUCAAAGUUCUUUCUGCGAGAACUUGAUAUUAAAUCACAUGCCCACAUCUGUGGGGAUCUAUUUCUGAAUUCUGUGUCAUUUAUUUGGGCUACUAAUUCUUGUAUUAAUACCACUAUCUUAAUAAUGGCAACUUUAAAAUAAAUUUUUGGUAUCAGGUAGAGUGAGUCCUCUCACCAUGCUCUUUAAAAAUUUUAUAUUAGUCAGGGUUUGAUUAGACAAGCAGAACCACUAUAAAUGGCAGUUAUAAAAUAAGGGGUUUGUUACAAGAAUGAGACCUAACGGAAAUGAGGGAGCAGGUUGAGAAAUCCGUGCAAGGCUGUUGCACUUGCACUUGGUAUUGGGUCUUAAAUCUGUAUAGAUAAGCUGGAGCAAGAAUGAACCCAUAAGGACAAACUGGGACAACUGAAUACCCAUUUGGACAAAAAACAAAGAAUACUGACCCCACCUCACACUGUACAGAAUGCAACAUACAGAAUAAAAUUAAUUUGAAUGUGUUAUUGAUCCAAAUGCAAAUGGUAAAACAAUAAAGCUCUUGGAGGGUAGUGUAGGAAAAUAUACUUGUGACCUCAGCAUAGGUACACUGGACAAAAAAAAGCAUUAACUACAAAGGCAAAGACUGAUACACUGGAUUAUAUUAAAAUUAAUGACUUCUGUUCAUCAUAGAAUACUAUGAAAAGAGUGAAAAAGCAAGCCACAGAAUGGGAGAAUUUUUCAACACGUAUAAUUGACCUAAGGCUUAUAUCCAGAGACAGACAAGCCACCCAAUAUAAGAAUGGGCAAGACACUUCAGUAGAAACUCUGCAAGAAAAGAUAUCCGAAUAAUCAAUAAACAUAAAAAAAGGUGAUCAACCUCAUUAGUCACUAGGGAAAUGCAAAAUAAAAUUCAUAAUGAAGGUGACUAAAAUUUAACAGGUAAUACCAAGUAUUGGUAAGGACAUGGAGCGACAGGCAUUCUCACACCCUACUGGUAGGAGUAUGAAUUGAUAAAACUACCUUGCAAAACAUUUUGGCAUGUCUACUAAAGUUGAGGAUAUACAUAUCUAAGAACUUAGCAAUUCUUUUCCUAGAUACAGAUCCAGCAAAAAUAUCUGCACAUGUGCACCAAAAGACACAAGCAAGUAUGUUCAGAGAAGCAUUGUUUUUAACAAUUCCCAAUUAUAAACAACCCAGCAGUAGAGAAAUGAAUCAUGGUAUAUUAACUCAGUGGAAUAGUAUACAGUAAUGAAAAAGGAACAAACUACAGUUACACACAAUGUGGAUGAAUCCCACAAAGUAAUGUUGAAUGAAAGAAGCCAGACACAAAAUAAUACAUGUUGUAUUAUUCCUUUUAUACGAAGUACAAAAACAGGCAAAACUUAUCUAUGUUGUUAGAAGUCAGUUAUCUUUGGCAGGGGGUGAUGACUAGAAGUAGGCAUGAGGGAGAGCUUCUGGGUUACUGGUUCCUGAUCUGGGUGCUGGUAACAAGGAUGGGUUCCCUUUGUGAAAAUUCAGCAGGGUAUGUGAACUUUUCUAUAUGGAUAUUAUUCUUCAAUACAUGUUUUUCUUUUUUUUUUAAUAACAGGAAAAGCUAAACUUAAUGCUCAGGAAUACAUAUUCGGGGUGUAACUUUUAUGCAGUAUAGGAAAGCUAGGCAGUGGCUAUCAGAAAAAUCAGGAUAUUAUCAGGAAGGUGCCUUCCUUUGGUGGACAGGAAGAGGGCAGCAGCUGGAAGAGGCAUGAAAGUAGCUUCUGGGGUUCUGUCAAUAUCUAUACCUUGAUUUGGGUGGGGAUUAGUUAGAUGUUUACCUUGGGAUAAUACCGCGAGCUGUCAAACAGUGUGAACAGACCCCCUGCCCCACCCUUCUCUAUCCUCACACUCCCUACGCCCCAGUUCUAUUCUCUCAGCAACCGCUUUCAACUCUUUCAACCUUCCCUGAAGAUUCUAGCUGCUCUGGCUUCCCCAAAUACCGAUUUCUUUCUCCUCAAUGCAGCAAGACCUCUGGGGCUCUGUUUGGGCCCUGCUUACCCUCCACAUUGAGGCAUGCGAAUUGCCUCUAGGCAGUAAACUAGCGCAACUGUAGGGUUCACUGCAUUUUGGUUCCCUUCCUUCAGGAAUUAUAGUCCUGCAGGGACUACUGUCUGACGUCUGAAAACCGUUAUUUUAUACAUUUUAUCCAGAGUUAUAUUUGUUUUACCCAAAAGGGUAAAUUCGGCCCUCUGUUAUGCCAUCAUGGUU
Molecule: messenger RNA, 4264 nt
Organism: Loxodonta africana (African savanna elephant)
Lineage: Eukaryota; Metazoa; Chordata; Mammalia; Proboscidea; Elephantidae
Product: dipeptidase 3
Exons: 10
Coding region: 1-1386 (461 amino acids)
Biological process (GO): proteolysis
Molecular function (GO): metallodipeptidase activity
Source: RefSeq, a predicted model, not a curated record